AUGGCUCUCAUAAAAGCGGAGGAAAGGUUUAAAAAACUGCAGUACCUUGAGUGUCCAGUUGAGGCUGGCAGCAAAAGGUCUGAUGUGCGUGUGUGACCAUUUAAAAUGGGUAAAAGUUAUACUGGGGACAAUUUUUAUCUACUUAACUCUGCAGGAGUUUUUCCCUUACAUUUAACCUUCACUGUGUAUCCCUGUGUUUUUAAAAUAAAAGAUAAGAGGAUUGCAAUAAAGUAACUGUCGUGCAUGACCACAGAUUGUCGGAGCACAGAUGAUAACAUAGAUUUGUACUCACAUUAACUAUGUUUGUGGGUGGAUUGUGGUGUAACAGCCUUUUUUUUCUUGGAUGGGGAGGUUUUUAUUGAGGUGAGAAAAUUCCAUGGCAGACACCAAAAACAUGCAUUAACAUACCAGUGCAAAGCCAAGGUUAGCGAACCCGGAGCUUACUCACUUAUUAGCCCUAACUACCCCUUUGGAAAUAUACAUCUAUAACGUUUGGCACACAGACCUCUAAUAAGAAAUGCUAACAACCGGUCAUUAUGGGGGCUUGAGCAGGAGAUUUACAAAUCCUAGGUUCAGCGGCGUUGGACAGGUUCCCUUUGCUUGAAAAUGGUUAUUCCAUAGAGGGCAUGGUGAGCUGCGUGAUAAAAUCUUCUGAUUUAUUCCCGGCGGCUGAUAAUUACUGGUGUCUUGUCACCUGUCAGGAAUGAAUGGACGGGGAGAGUCCGAGGCUGUAGUCUUCAUGCUCUUUACACCACAGCAAUAAAUCUGACAUGUUUGUGAAGCCAUAAAUCACAGCCUGUGUUAAAGCCUGCUCACUCAGAGCGGCCUGGCCCGAACAUUUCAAACAGUUUUAGUUAUAAAGGUAUGCAGGAGAUCAGCAGGGUUAUUUCAAAGGUGUGUUAAAUAGACAGGCUGGAGUGGUUACUUCACUGCUUCAGAGAAAUGGACUGCUACUGACUAAAAAAAAAAGAGAGUGUCAGACCUCUCAGUGUUAGUCAAAGCAGCGUGACAUGUUCAAGUCUGCAUAUCCGGUCAGUUUGUGCACAUUCUGUCCUGCAAAACACCCAGUGAAGGAGUGAACCUCUUUGUAGGUUUGCAAUGAUAUCUGACAGAUUAAGGGUUAAAAAUGGGAAGUGAAAUCCAAAGCUGGUGAAAAAUUACAGCAGUGAAAAAUAUGCAUGAGAAGUCAAGUUUGUAUCAACAAAAUGUCUAAAAACAGCAGUAUUUUUACACAAAACACUCAGUUGAAAAUGGUGAACAAUGGUGGUGUUUUGGUCAUUUCCUGACAUGGGAACUGUGUUUUGGUAAGCUGAAAAUGCAGAUUUUGGAAAAUAAAAUGCCACACCCUUCUGUUGCAUUAUAACUGGAAAAACAAGGAUCCUGUGAAAACACCAAAUUUACAGUGCAAUUUUUAACAUGCCGCUUCUUCUUCAUACUAAAAGUAGCCAAGGUGGUUUAGGAUGAGGAUGCCUCCUGGAUGCUUCCCUGUGGAGUUGUCCCAGCCAGUGGGAAGUGGGUCUCAAGGUAGGCCAAGAGCUUGCUGCAGGGAUUUUAUAUCCCAUCUUGCCUAGAAGUGCCUGGGAAUCCUGGGAAGAGCUUGAAAACAUUGUUGGGGAGAAGGGGGGCCUGGGGUCAUGUGCUGAGCCUGUUGCCCCCAUGACCCGGUCGACAAUAGAUAAUAUGACGUGAAUGUGUAUAAUUGAUUACCAGUGUAAUGAUUUGUCAAUUUGGGGGUGUAUAUAAAGAGACAUUGAUCAAAAAAAAGUAUUAAAUAAUGAUUAUAAACAUGGUUUACAUGGAUUAUAAACAUUAUAUAUGGUUUUAUUAAAUACAUUUGACUCUUACAGAAAGUAAGAUGAGAUUUGUAAGAUAUAAGUAAGAUGAGAGAUGCAGCACUGCCUUAACAGGUGACAUAGCUCUGUAGUAGGAAUCACUGCAUGAAAUCAAAAAGUAUUGUUUGGACCACGGCUCUCAACUUCAUUCACAAUCACAGGUGAAAAACUGCUCUGGGAACUUCUCAGGACUGUAGUGAAGUCCUGCUGUCCUGUGGUCUGAUGAUUUAAAUUUUGACAGUCUUUUCAGAAAUCAUGGACCAGCAUGUUAUCAGUGCACACUUACAAAGCCAGCACCUGAGAAGGGCAAUACACAAGUGGCCAGGGCAUGGGUAGCUUAAAUGGGAAGGUGUUAGGUCUAAAACCUGCAAACUUUACCUGAUAACAUAUAAAGAAGAGAAAGACAAUGGUAUAUACUCGAGGAGAAUGGACCGAGAUAGCUUCAGGUACCAUCUCGAAACCACUCUGAAAGGUAUUUCCGCCCAGUCUCUUUUAUUUAGGGUUGUCCCUGGUCACACAAUGUUUCUAAAAGGGUGGGGGUAAAUGUGCUGCAAAGUAAGCAUUUCAUAGAACAUAAUAAUGAACAAUUUGUGAAUAGCUGAAGGUCAAGGCGGCAUCUAACGAGCUCCUUCUGAUAAGGAUGGAUCCUUCUCAAAAGCUUCCCACGAUUCAUCAGCGGAGGAUACAUCACACACACCUGCUGAUAGGAGAAACGAGUUCACAGAGAAGUUAAGAAACAUUCAUGUGCUGUGUAAUUAAGCCAUUGGAGAGAGAAGUUAGAAAACACUCUUAUGUGAUAAAAAUACUCUUAUAUGAUGUAUAAAAAGAGGUCAAAGCAGUUUAUACUUGUAGUAUAAACUCUUACAUAAGAAUAUGAGGAAUAAUGAUAACUUCUAUAUACAUUUAUGCACAUUAUUCUAACAGAAGGCUUUAUGAAUGCUGAGCGAUGUUUUGGGGAAAAAUGUGCGGCCAUACACACAUCGACUUUUUAUGGGUAGACCUUAAUCUUUCAGCAAGGCAAUGGCAAACCACAUUCUGCAGGUAUCCCAACAGCAUGGCUUAGUCGUUGAAGAGUCCUGCUGCUGAACUGGCUUGCCUGAAGCACCGACUUGCCAUUUGUUGAAACUAUUUGAUGCAUCAUGAAAAAAAAACAGUAUAACUUGAGGGACCUUGAACAAUUUAGCAACUGAAAUCCUGAAACAGGCAAAAUACUUAGUGCCACAACUUUUUGAAGUUAGGGUUUAAGAUCAAAACACAGAAAAUCCUAAAUAUAUGAGACAGAACACUUAUAUUAUACUUACGAUAUGAUACUUAGGAUAUUUUUGUUGCCAAAUUAUUCAAAAUCACAUUCAAGACAUCCAGUUAGAUCAGAAUAUUAAGUUUUAGGUUUACAAUUCACUUAAUGCAAAGAGAGAAGUAAUCUUGAGUACAUCUUCCCCAGUUCAGUUCAGUCAGACAGUAAGAAAAGGUUUUGGGAUAUCUUACAGUAAAUACCUGUACUUACUGUAUAGAUUUACUACAUUGUAAUGUAUGUGUGAGCUCACAAAGGAAGAAACAUUUUAAUGAGGAAAUACUCUCGCUCAGUCUUUGCUGAUCUCUCGGUGAAAGACCUCUCUGAACGUUCCCACCUCAGAUCAAUAGUUAUGUCUGUGGAGGCUGACGCUGUGGGCUGUAAUUGUUUUAAAGGUUGGCGUCUCAGAGCCGCAGCACCCACAAUAAAACUGCGAGGGCAGGAAGGAAGCAAUGCUCCUCAACGACCCCCAGUUCACUGUCUGAGAGGCCUACCCUUUACUUACCUGACCCAUUGCACUUGGCCAGAAGCCUAGCUAAAGGUCAGUGCAGUCACCUUUCACUGUCCUGCAACAUACAUCUCACACACAGGUCUUCAAGUGUGCAUGCAUUUCUUUACCUUUCCUCUGUUUUAUGUGUGGGAAUGAAGAGGAAAAAAAAGACAGAGGACGGAGUCAAUAAAACAGGAAAGUCUGUUUUUACUCUGAAUCUAGUGGACUUUGGUUUAGGAAAUUACUCCAAACUCAUAAGUGUGCAGGAUAAUCAAUAAGAGCAAUUUUUAAGGUCUUACAGCAGAACUUUAUUAAAUAAAACUGUGUCUUUGCCAGCAGAGAAACACGAAAGAUCGAUGGUCUUACGAGCAGAGAUUGCAGGUUCUAAUUGUAAAAUAUUUGCCCUUGUUUUUCCCUCUCUUUGAAGUGUCGGCCUUGCUGUGCUCUUGUCCUCAGGUGCUGCCCAGGCCUGAUUUAUGAGGACGCUUCUAGGGAAGCUACUCUAAAUUACAUGGCCCUUAAACCUGAGCACACAGAGAGGGAAAGAGAGAAAGAAAGAGAGAGAAAGAAAGAAAGAGAGAGAGCUAAUUGCAAGGACAAAUCUAACCUUUGCUAGAUAAGAGGGAUUUCUGUCUUCCCACACCUGAGAAAAGGAGACUUUUUGUGACAGAUUUGACUGCUUUGGCCACAAUUUGUCUUAAAAUUUGUCUUGAAUGUGACUGAGACUAAUAUGCACAAAAUUUGUUCAAAUGAACGUCUUUAAAAGGUUGUAAUGGUCAAAAAGUAAGAUGUACAUAGGGGGCUUAUUUAGCCCAGGGGUUAAACCACUUGGCCCUUACACAGAAGCCCUAGUCCUCAAAGUGGGCCUCAUUGAGGUUCAAAUCUGACCCCUGGCCCUUUGCGUAUGUCCUCCCCCGCUCUCUCUUCCUAGUUUCACACUGUCCACUGACCUCUGAAUAAAGGCAUGACAGGCCAAACAUACCAAACAAAAACAAAGUGAGAGGUGCAUGAAACUAUGUUAUGUCUUUAAGUCUUGUAAAAUAGCUUCAUUUUUUUAUUAUUAUGACUUUAAUACAACUUUACAGUCUUAACAUUAAUCUUGUGACAUGAUGGAGAAUUGAGUCCACAUUAGAGAAAAUAAAUGUUUUUUUGAUUGGAAAAAACAACUCAUUUUCUUACAUGAAUAAAGCAGUAGAAAAGUCUUAAUAUUACAGUAAAACUGGACAAAAAUCAAGUCAAAGUAUUACAGAAUUGAGUCACAAUAUUAGGAGAAUAAUAGAAAAUGUUACGAGAAUAAAGAGGUUAUAAAGUCAUAGUUUUGGUUUACUGUGAGCAGCCAGCUGAAAUAAGAAGCAUUGAGCGUUUUGACCAAUAUAUCAGGACUCUGAAAAGACUGAGCAGAAAGCAGAGAUGUGUGGUUCCCCUCUACAAACCAGCCUUAUGUGGAUAAUCAAUGAAUAAUAGCUUAAUUCUCAUAAUAUAAUGACUUUAUUCUUUAAAUCUUUAACAAAAAACUUACAUGUGGCCUCAAUAUCCUAUUCUAGCGAAUAAGCUCCAUUAGAGUACAGCUUUUUAUGGAUAAUACAAGAGGCAGACAUCUUGGACUUUGAGGUUAGGGUACCUGUAGUUGCUAUAAAGCAGGACUUAGCGGAGUGCUCUUCAUGAUGUAUACAAGCAGCAACCUCCAUGCUUGAAAAAAUUAAGCUGCUGUCAGUGUGCUAUAAACUGCAGUUCCCUGGAUGUCCACUUGAGGCUGUUUGCAGAAGCACCUUAAACCACAUCCACACUGAACCAAAAAAGCCAGUUUUCAGAACAAAAAUAAACACAUUUACAGACUGGUUUAAAAACAGUUUUGAUCUGAAUAGCUGAAGGCUUCAACGGCACCCACAGUUUUUUUUUUUGUUUUUUUUAUGUAAUAAGUUCUUUUGGAAGUUUUUUAGGGUGCAUAAUCGAUGAAUCAGAGGCAUGGCUGACUUGACUGACAGGCGGACACACUGCAGCUAUUUGAGAGGAAGCUCAAGGCCUGCCUUCAGUAGGCUGACCAAACAUUAGGUUUAGUCAGAAUUAACAAUAUGGUGACCACUAUUGAUAGGCUUCAAAACUUUGCCUCACAAUGCUACAUCCAUAUAUUAUACAGUCUAUUGAUGACUCUGAGGGUCAACUUGGAAUUUCUGUCUUUGGAGAUUAAUUUAGACAACAAUUCUUGAUUUUAGAACAGAGCAAAUACAAAGCCUGUACUAUGUCUUUUUUAGGACAUUUUAUCAAGAUGAAAAUCAGUUCUGUUGUAGAAAGGGGAAGACACAAUGAUGCAAAAUGAAAAAGCAGCCCUUCUCAAGUGUACUAGAGCUAACACAACAAGCCUGUUUGGAAAAUGUCAGGCAUAAAAUGUAAAAAUGAUUGUAUGGGUUAAAGGUAAUGAGUUGUUGGAAAAGUCAAUAAGCUGACAGAGUAGAGCUACCUGACAAAGUAUCUGUGCUUCAUUCUUCCCCUCUCCAUAAAAAGACCCCACAACCUCAUGGAAAGUCUUGGUAAAAAAUCACGUAACCUAUGCCAGAGAUUACAGGACUGUUCUGGAGUAAAAAAACAAACAGUUUCCGACGGUGUUAAAGGAAGUGUGAAGUUAAUUACUAUCUUAAAUAAUGAGUAUGUUUUCUGUAUGUUUUACACACAGAGUGAAGUGUCAAAACUGUCCUGUAAGAUCCUGUGAGGGAUGUGAGGGAGAGUCGGUGCAGGAGGAGGAGGAGGAGGGGGAGGCGGUGACAGUGCCAUUUACCUGCAGGGCGCUCAUAAACCUGCAGAGGCAGGGAGAGUGCAUCAUUCCUCACAGGUGACUGUACCAUGUGACUUCAAGGGCUUUAAAAAGCAGGCAGACCUGUCCCGCUCAGGUAGGAGUAAUCACAAGGCAGCCGAGGAGUCAGAGGAGAUUACCUGGGCUGUCGGCACAGCGGCAAACACCGACAGCCCCACAAAACAACGCAGAGAGAGCGAGGCUGGAGGAGAAAAAAGUCUAAGGGAACUUCAAAAAGAUUCAAUACGACUACAAAAGAAGCAGACGGGAACAACGAGAGAAGAUUCUCUUUUGACUCGUCCAGAUUAUUCCCACCAUGAGCUGCAGCAGUGUCACGGGAUCAGAGUUCUCUGAGGAGGAACUGGAUCUUGGUAUGCUGGACCAAGUAGAGGAUGAUUCAAGUCCAAAGAUGUCUUUUCAGGACAGCGAGAGCUCCAAUGGCAGUCCGAGUGAUCCAGAGGAAGGCCAGACCAAGAAACGCAACCGGCCUGUUCGCUCCAAAGCCCGAAGAAUGGCUGCUAAUGUUCGUGAGAGAAAACGGAUCCUGGACUAUAAUCAGGCCUUCAAUGCUCUGCGAGUGGCUCUGAACCAUGACCUCAGCGGCAAACGCCUCUCCAAGAUCGCCACCCUGCAGAGAGCCAUCAACAGGAUCUCUGCUCUCUCUGUGUUCCUGAGCACAAAUCCCCCAAACAAGCCCUGCACCCACCGGGAGUGCAACAGGUCAUCUGUGGGUCCAACUGCGAUGGGAGCAUCCAGACUAGAGCAGAGCAGGGUGACAGUCCCUCGUCUGGAACAUCAGAGCUACCUCCCCUGGCACACCUCCAUUUCACACCAGAUGCAGCCACAACAAGGCGGACACAUGCACCGGCUGCCCGCUGAGACACACCUCUACAUGGAUAACAACACGUCCUCCUGUCCGCCGUCACCUCACUACCCCUGUUACCCCCCUGAGGGACAGAUUUUCACCUCACAUGGACAUUGUGCUAGCCCCCAUGACCACCCGCCCAGCCCUCUGAGAUACCCACAGGUGGGCGAGGGGUUGGGGUACCAGCCAGGGAUGUGGGCCUCCUGCACUCAGAGGUACAUGGACACGUUUGUGGAGCCAUCUCCAGCUUUGGGGCUCCCCUGGCAGGUGAACUACCUGCAGGAACCGGAGCACAACCUCCCCCUGUGUGCAGACAUACUGUGA
This is a messenger RNA of Xyrichtys novacula (pearly razorfish), 7590 nucleotides long. Lineage: Eukaryota; Metazoa; Chordata; Actinopteri; Labriformes; Labridae. The record is from the annotation of a GenBank genome assembly.